AUUUUGGGGAAUUGAAGAUCUUAAAAAGAAGAAGUUAUUAGCAUUAACUAUGAUCAUAAAGACUCAUAAACAAGGCCACCAAAUCUCUUGCAUGCAUACCCUUGGCGGUUCCACAGUUCCACGACUCCCUCUUUCCCACGCUCUCCCGAUUCUCGCCGGAACACUCGGUGGUUCCUCCGAGGAAGGCUGGGUCUUGGGAUGGAUUAUAGCUUGCCGAUUGCAAAGAGAACGAGGCUAAGAGAAGCCCUAAUUUUCAAAGAACUGUACGAGAGGAGGAGGAAGAAGAAGAAGCUAGAGGAGGAGGAGGAGGAGGAGGAGGAGGAAGAAGAAGGCGGCAAUGGGGGUUCCUCUGGUGGGAGUGGACUCGGGGGAUCGAGUGCGGAGAGCGCGAAGUUGGUUGAGUCGUCCGUGGCUGCCUGUGAUGAUGGUAGCGAGGAAGAGGAGGUUGUGGAGAUCGAUGAAGGCGAGUAUGAAAGAGAAGGUGUUGGUUCUGUGGAUUCUGCUGGCUCGAAGAGUUCGGGAUUGAAGAAUGCUUCGAUUUCGAGAAUGGGCGUUCACAAUUUUGAGAGUGUGGAGGCCAUUGAGGUUGAUGACAAUGAUGAUGAUGAUGAUGAAGUGGAGGUGAUCGCCGAAGGAUGUUGUUUCGAUUCGAUGCAUUCGAAUUGUUCGAGUUUGAAGACAGGGUCGGGGAUGGGGUCAAAGGUGGGGCCUCGCAAGAAGGAUGAGACUCAUGUUCUGCCCAUUCAUGUUGAUGAGGUUGUUUCCCCUGCUAAGAGAAUGAGUGACAAUGCCGGGUCGGAGACGGAGUUGGAUGAGUCGGGUCCGCCCGAUUCUGGGUUGCGAGUUUCCAACGAGAGUAAGAAUGGCACUAGUGUCGUGUCUAUUGAUUCAGAUGAUGAGUCGGAACAGAAACCGUCUAGCGAGGAAGACAGUGAUGAUUCUGAGGACCGGGACUAUGCAGUGGAGAUGGAGAAAUCAUUCGGCUCUGCUAAUGAAGAGUCGAGUUCCUCUAGUUCGCAAGAAGAAGAUGAGGAGGAAGAAGACGAAGCUGAGGUUGCUGGUGACAGUGGGAACAAUGGCUCUAUUAAGAGCAAUCCUAGCAGUGUUUGCGUUGCAAGGCGUACCCGCUCACAUUUCAAUUCAAGCAUCAAAAAUAAGAAAAUGAAACAUGGAACUUUUAGUCGACCGCUUUGUGUUGAUGAGGAGGAGCACCAUUCUUCAUCUGGGAAUGAGAAUGAUGAUGAUUCAAACGGUGAUGACAUGAAUGGUGAUGAUGCGAAUGAAGAUGUUCUUGUGGAAAAAACACAUCGCAUCCAUCGGGAAACCAGAGGUAACCAUGGCAAUGGGGGUGAAUUUGUGCAAACAGUAGGCAGAAGAGGUGAAGGGGACUUGGGGAAACCGGCAAAAAGGAAGCGUGUCCGUGCGCCUAAAGGUUAUGAUGUUCUUAAGAUUCUUGUAGAUUCUAUUUGGGAGAAGGGAGAAGUGCUUCUGGAGGACUUGGAUCCUGCAAGAGAUGUGACUUCUUCUAGAGGUGAGGCUUCCAAUGAAGAAAGGAACCCAAACUCCCCGGAUCUAGAUACAACACUUCCAUUGAAGUUCGCAUUUAGCAUUCAGGAGUCAAAUUCACUGGAUAAAUCAGAGCAUGAUAAAGAAUUUGAUCAGCUUUGGACUGAGUUUGAAUUUGUCCUCAGAUCUUCUGAGAUUGGUUCAUUGGAUUUCUCUAUGGUCGACACUGAAUAUGAUUUUACUCCAGAUAUUAAAACUGAUUCUGCUACACAUUGCCGUCAAGGCAAACAUCAAUUUGUUCUUGAUGAUGAGAUUGGAAUAAAAUGCAAAUUUUGCUCUUUUGUGACACUUGAGAUCCAACACAUAAUACCCACCUUUGAUACAUAUCCUUGGGGGAAAUCAGAGAAGAAGUACUUUGGCAAAGAGGCCCAGUCAAUUUUGGAUGAGCUUCAGUUCCAUGAUUCUGGCCAUGAUAACAGGUUCAGAUGUGAUUCUUCUGUUCAUGCCAAAGGCACCGUGUGGGACAUCAUUCCUGGUGUUAGAAAUACUAUGUACCCUCAUCAACGUGAAGGGUUUGAAUUUAUCUGGAAAAAUGUGGCUGGAGGGAUUUAUCUUGACGGGUUUAAAGAUCAUACUUGUUUUGAUGGCGGGAGUGGAUGCAUUAUAUCACAUGCUCCUGGGACAGGGAAAACCCGCUUGACAAUAGUAUUUAUUCAAACAUAUAUGGAACUAUUUCCAACAUGUAGACCAGUCAUUAUUGCUCCUUGCAGCAUGCUCUUGACCUGGGAAGAAGAGUUUAAAAAAUGGAAAGUAGACAUCCCAUUUCACAAUCUGAAUAAGCCUGAUUUUUCGGGCAAGGAAAAUCUGGCUGCAGUUAACAUACUUGGGAAACUGAGACACCUGGAUAGAAGUAAGAAUUCAAUACGUAUGGUAAAAUUGUACUCCUGGAAAAAGCAAAAAAGCAUCCUGGGCGUCAGUUAUAGACUCUUUGAGAAACUUGUUGGAGGACGAGUUGAUAAAAAUAAGAAAAAUGAUGUUCUGGAGGCUGAAGUUGCACAAGUUAGGAAAAUCCUCCUUGAGCUUCCUGGUCUUUUAGUUCUCGAUGAAGGGCACACGCCUCGCAAUAACCAAAGUCUUAUCUGGAAGGCAUUGUCAAAGAUUGAAACAGAGAAGCGCAUCAUCCUCUCAGGAACUCCUUUCCAGAAUAAUUUUGGUGAGCUUUAUAAUACACUCUGUUUGGUGAGACCGAAAUUUGCAGAUAGGUUCUCAUCUGAACAGCGUGGAGAUUUUCGAAAUAAGCGAGGAAGGAAAAGUAAUUUUGCUAGAGGCAAAUGGGCUUCUCUGACCAAUUCCAUUGGUAAGAUUGAUGGUGAUAAACUAAUGGAACUUAGAGCUAUAAUUGACCCAUUUGUGCAUGUUCACAAAGGAACUAUACUCCAAGAAAGUCUUCCUGGCUUAAGGGAUUCAGUAGUUGUUUUACAGCCAGCUGAAUUUCAGAAAAGCCUUCUUGAAGGCAUUCAAGGAAUAAGGAACAUUUUUGAAUUGGGAUAUUUUGUUUCAUUGACCUCUGUCCACCCAUCACUUUUGCCACUGUGUUGUUUGUCUGAAAAAGAAGAAUCUUUUGUUGAUAGGGAUAAGUUAGAAAGCCUUAGAUUAAAUCCUGAUGCAGGAGUUAAAACAAAAUUCCUCAUGGAGCUCCUUCGGCUCAGUGAGGCAAUGAAUGAGAAGGUUCUUGUCUUCAGUCAAUAUAUUGAUCCAUUGACCUUUAUUAGGGAUCAGCUUAAAUCUCAUUAUAGUUGGACUGAAGGGAAGGAGGUACUAUAUAUGGAUGGACAGCUUGAUGUCAAGCAGCGUCAAUCCUCAAUCGGAUUUUUCAAUGAACCAACGAGUGAAGUAAGAGUAUUACUUGCAUCAAUAAGAGCUUGUUCAGAGGGGAUAAGUCUUGUUGGGGCUUCACGCGUUGUUUUGCUUGAUGUUGUUUGGAAUCCAUCAGUGGAAAGACAAGCCAUAAGCCGUGCAUACAGGCUUGGGCAGAAAAAAGUUGUUCAUAUUUACCAUCUCAUUACGUCUGGGACAAUAGAAGGAGAAAAAUACUGUCGUCAGGCUGAAAAGGGCCGUUUAUCUGAGUUGGUGUUUUCCUCUACUGACAGGGACAGUGGUACGCAGAAAAUCUCAUCCACAGUUUCAGAGGAUAAAAUCUUGGAAGAGAUGGUUCACCAUGAUAGGCUCAAAUAUAUGUUUGAGAAGAUAAUAUACCAGCCAAAAGAGUCUAAUUUAAUAGAUACUUUUGGCUUGGAUGAUCUCUAGUUCACUGUGAAUAAAAAUUUUGAUAAUGAAAAUUUUGAUAGCAAGGCAGCCAAACAUUUUCUCAGCAUGUGACCUAUGAACUAGAAGCCAUGUUGUCUUUGGUUCAAAAGGUGUGAUGGCAUCAGAAAGUUCCUGAUAAUUUUGACAGGGUUAUGCAGAUGACUGCCCUGAACUGAUUCAUAAUGGUAUGUUCCUCAUCUAUUAAGCAGUUAUCACUCCUGUCUAGAUAAGUGUUGAUCCCAGUAACACAUCUCAUUGAAUUUUGUUUAUUCUGUACCUCCUUAAAUGUUCUCCCACUGUGAACUGUUAGAUAAGUCCCCAAAAUUUCUUCUGAUUAUGGUCAUUAAAUAGGUCAAUCUUCCAAUUGAGAAAAGAACAUUAUUUUCCAUCUUGAA
Molecule: messenger RNA, 4208 nt
Organism: Malania oleifera
Lineage: Eukaryota; Viridiplantae; Streptophyta; Magnoliopsida; Santalales; Ximeniaceae
Product: SNF2 domain-containing protein CLASSY 3-like
Exons: 4
Coding region: 199-3813 (1204 amino acids)
Biological process (GO): gene silencing by siRNA-directed DNA methylation
Molecular function (GO): ATP binding; ATP-dependent chromatin remodeler activity
Source: RefSeq, a predicted model, not a curated record